Molecule: messenger RNA, 643 nt
Organism: Rubroshorea leprosula
Lineage: Eukaryota; Viridiplantae; Streptophyta; Magnoliopsida; Malvales; Dipterocarpaceae
Source: the annotation of a GenBank genome assembly
CCCAAUUCAAAUAUUUUCAGCACUAAUUCCUUUGUAUUCAAACCAUAAUGGAUAUUUCUAAGGUUUCCCUAGCUCUUGCUUGUCUCCUGGUCCUAGCCCAUAUCCUCCCCUCCCAUGCCCAGCUCUCUCCACAAAACUUGAUCAAUGCACACAACUCAUCUCGUGUUGCCGUAGGUGUUGGCCCCAUGACUUGGGACCCCACUUUGGCUACAUAUGCACAAAACUACCUUAACAAGCACAUCAAUGACUACAAAAUGGUGCACUCUGGUGGACCUUAUGGCAAGAACCUUGCGUGGAGCAACGGUGACCUGACUAGCAUGGUUGCUGUCCAAAUGUGGGUUAAUAAGAAGGCUGAUUAUGACUACCAAUCCAAUAGUUGCGCCGCCGAUAAAGUUUGUGGGCAUUACACUCAGGUGGUGUGGCGCAAGUCACUCCGUUUGGGAUGUGCUAAGGCCAGGUGUAACAACGGUGGAACACUUAUCAACUGUAACUACGACUAGGGGUGGGCAUCGGUUCGGUUCGAUUGGAACCAAACCUCAAUUAAUGGUUUUAAUCGAUUGAAUAUUUUGUGAGAUAACAACCAAAAAUCAAUUCAAAUAACACUUCGGUUUUUUGGUUUUGGCAAUCAAUUUGUCAAUUUGGU